AUGAAUCAACUCCAAUAAGUGGAUUAUGAAAAAUCAAUAUUUAAAAUGACUUGUUUAAGAAAACAUCUUCUAAAAGAUAUCACAUACUUUUUAUUCUUAUUUAAAGACUACUUAAUUUUAACUUAAGUAAAGAGAUAAAUUUAUAUUUUAAGGAACUAAAUUCAUAAUAACCGAAAUAUGUUUUUAAGUUAAAUCUUGAUACAAAAGUAUAUUGGCAAUAAGAGAAAUAAAAUUAUUACUAAAUUGGAUUAGAAUAUAAAGGAGAAGUUAAAUAUUUUAAUGGUGAUUGUGAGGGAUUAAAAAAACUGAAGAUCUUGUUGAGAAAUAAAGUGAUAUAUCGUAAUGUGAAUGACUUCUAUAUACCAAUCAAAUAGUUAGGAAGAGGAGGUUCUUCAAGAGUAAAUGCAAUUUUUAGUUAUAGGUAUAUUUGGUGACAGAGAAAUGUACUAAUUAACAGUAUGCUUCUAAAAAUGUAGAAAAAAGAUAUUUGAAAGAAGAUGGAGGAUUUGUAAAUAUAUAAAUGAGCUUAGGAAGCUUUAUUUAAUGAAAUAAAUUUGAUGGCAACACUAAAUCAUGAAUACAUUGUGAAAUUAGAAGAAGUUUAUGAAGGAGAGAAUACAUUUUAUAUUAUCUUGGAAUAUUUGAAAGGGAAUUCACUUCAUGACAUGAUCACUAAAGGAAUUAUAUAAUUAGGAUGGGAUGAGAUAAAAUCUAUAAUGAUGGUAAUUUAAUCCAUAUAAUUAAAGUCUUUAUUAACUGCAGUUGUACAUAUGCAUUCUUUAAAUAUUAUGCAUCGAGAUUUGAAGCCUGAAAAUAUUAUGUUUAAGAAUUUAAAUGAUAUUUCUGGAUUAAGAAUUGUAGAUUUUGGAUUGGCAACAAGUACAACACCACCUAGUUAUCCAUUUCCUAAAUGUGGUACUCCAGGAUAUGUUGCUCCUGAAAUAGCAAAUUUAAAAGACCUUUCCAAAAAAUAUGACAAAAUUUGUGAUAUUUUUAGUGUAGGUUGCAUUUUUUAUAAAUUGUAAUUAUUCUAAAUAAUUCAAUUAGAAUUACUUCUAAAGAUUUAUUUCCUGGAAAUGACUAUCAUGAGAUCUUAAAAUUAAAUAAAAAGUGUAUGAUAAAUUUAGAUACAUUAAGUAUCUACUAAACACCUUAAUCAGCUAUAGAUUUAAUCUUUCAAAUGCUUUAAAUUGAUCCCAAAAAUCGUAUUACAGCAUAAUAAGCAUUGGAACAUUAAUUUUUUACAGAUCCAUAUUAAGAUAGAAAGCUGAAAUUUUAAUAAUAAAAAAAAUGUUUAAACAAUAAUUCAAAGCCUUGGCAAACUUUAACAUUUAAAUAAGAAAAGUCUGAUCGUUUAUAAAUACCUGAAAUAAAUCAAAAUGUAAAGUAAAAAGAUGAAGAGGAUAUUGAUAUUGAAGAUGAAAAAGCAACUAUUAAAAUACCACCAAUUAAUAGUCCUAGGUUUGUUUAAUAGGCAAAAAUAAAAAAUCUAGCUUUAGCAGAAGGUUCUCCUAAAGAAAUGCCUAAAAAAAGUGCUUUAAAAAAGUUUUCAACUUAAGAAUUUGAGCAUCUAACUCCAGAUACUUAAUCACCUGAUUCUGGUGGAAUGAACUUUAGCAAUAGCCCUAAAGUCAUUCAGGAAGCUGUUAUUAAGAAAAAUUUUACUUUUUCUAAAUAUAAUUAAUAAUAACAAGCUAUUGAUGAAGUUGAUGAUGAAUAAAAAUUGUGA
Messenger RNA from Paramecium pentaurelia, 1729 nucleotides. Lineage: Eukaryota; Ciliophora; Oligohymenophorea; Peniculida; Parameciidae. The record is from the annotation of a GenBank genome assembly.